This is a messenger RNA of Atta colombica, 3717 nucleotides long. RefSeq lists its product as uncharacterized. Lineage: Eukaryota; Metazoa; Arthropoda; Insecta; Hymenoptera; Formicidae. Gene Ontology annotation, molecular function: olfactory receptor activity; odorant binding. The record is from RefSeq and is a predicted model, not a curated record. Gene Ontology annotation, biological process: sensory perception of smell; detection of chemical stimulus involved in sensory perception of smell. Gene Ontology annotation, cellular component: plasma membrane.
AUGAAUAACGGUACAGAAUUGGAGAAUAUAGUGUGUUGUCCUAUCAAGUUCGGACUUCGCCUAAUCGGCGUAUGGCCGGGCACGUCAUAUGCAAUUUUGCGCAGAGUGUUCUGUAUAUCUUCAAUGGCGAUGUUUCAGAUUUUUCAAUAUUGGUACGUGAUCUUGCGUUUCGGAGAGGAGGAUCUCUUAUUCCUUAUGGAUGUAUUAAGCGCAACUAUGGCUUACAGUCUUUUGCUAAUCAAAUUGAUUAUUUUUACAUUCAAUGCUCGUCUGCUGAACAAAAUCAUAGCACACACAGUUGUUGACUGGAAGGAGCGCGAUGUUUACGACGAAUACACAAUGACUAGGAUGGCGUACAUCUCUCGUCGGUUCUCCAACUUUAUAAUUGCUUUGUACGCGCUUUCUGUGUUCCUUUAUGCAACCGGUACUUUGUUGAGGUUUAAAAGUAAUAAUCAGACUGACACUCGAGAACUUCUCCUUAAAAUGGAAUUACCUUUUGAGAUCAAGAGCACAUCAGUGCAUAUAGCUGUCUUUGUUACACAAUAUGUUCAUCAAACAAGCGCAGCCAGUAUGGUGGGCGUGAUGAAUUCCUUGCUAAUAACAUUAGUUCUUCAUGUGUGUGGACAAAUUGACAUUUUGCGGCAAAAAUUGUGUAAAAUCACACAAAAGGACAUCAAGCGAGGUAUAAACGACAGGAUUAUGAAAAUGUUGAUUAUUCGGCAUCAAAAGAUUAUUUCUUUUUCCAAGAAUAUCGAAGACUUUUUCUCAAAUUUUGCGCUAAUACAAUUUGUAUCAAAUACUAUGGUUAUAUGUUCUCUAGGAUUUCUUAUUGUAAUCAGCCAAGAGAUCGGCGAUGCUGUGUAUGAAUUGCUUUGGUAUGAAUUGAAUCCGAAUCAAAAUCGAGAUAUUCUGAUUUUGAUGAUAAGAUCGCAGAAACACUUGACGCUCACGAUCGGAAAAAUAAUGGAUCUUUCUCUCAAGCACAUGGCCCAAGUUUUUCAAUAUCGAUACGUAAUAAUAAACAUUCAUAUGGACGAUUUUUCCCAGUAUAUGGAUGGAGUGAGCAGUGCAAUGGCGUCUACUUUACUCUAUAUUAAGCUCGUUAUUCUUUGGACCCAUCAACGUGCCGGUGUAUUCGCCGCUAAUGUAAACGAUCCUGAAAGAUUAGAACCGUACGCGCAAGAGCUUAUUCUGAAGAUGGAGUUGCCGUUUAAUAUUAGUACAAAUUUUAUUUACAUGACAGUACAAAUUGUUCAAAUUUAUCAUCUGCUUUUAGUCGCCUGUGGCAUUACGAUUAUUAACUCACUUUUUGUCACUCUGGUAAGUUAAAUUGCACGAUACAGAUACAUUUGCAAAAUUGAAAGUGAUUAGAAAUUUUACAUAUAUAUGUAUAUAUAUAUAUAUAUAUAUAUGUAUAUAUACCAGGAAAAUAAAAAAAUAUUUUAUAAAGUUAAAUUUUUACGUUAGAUACUUCACAUCUGUGGUCAAAUCGAUAUUCUUCGAGAAUGGUUGUCAAAAGUUUUUUCCAAAAAUUCGGAUUCGAUGAACACAAUUACUAUGCGAUCUUUGAUCAUAAAGCACCAGCGCAUUAUAGUAUUUGCAGAAAAUAUCGAGACUCUUUAUACGUAUAUUGCAUUGAUGAUGCUCUUAUCAGACACGAUAAUUAUAUGUUGUUUAGGAUUCAUUAUCGUCAUCUCACUCGAUACACCGAAUGCCGCAGCGAUUUUGGUGAAAUCUGUAUUAUUUUACAUCUCGAUGAACCUCGAGGCAUUCAUAUACUGCUUCUGUGGCGAAUAUCUUAGCGCCAAGAGCAAAAUGAUUGGAAAUGCGAUGUACAAUUCUCUCUGGUACGAUUUUUCAGCCAAAGAAGGUCGAAUUAUACUAUUUCUUAUUCUAAGAUCACAAAAAAGAUUAACGAUCACGAGUGGAAAAGUCGUCGAUCUUUCCUUGGAGCGAUUUACCAGUGUAAGAUUUAACUUCUAUGAAAAGACGAGAAAUAUGGGGAUGACUACGAUUAGUCGAUUGAUUAAAUUCGGUCUUCACAUUUACGGUGUAUGGCCAUAUGUAUCGUCCACUAUAGUGUUCAGAUUGUAUUGGAUCAUAAUGCUAAGUAUGGCCCAAGUCUUUCAAUACGGAUACGUAAUAAUGAACAUUCAUAUGGAUGACUUUUCCGAGUACAUGGACGGAGUGAGCAGUGCAAUGACAUCUUCUUUACUUUACAUUAAACUUGUUAUUCUUUGGACCAAUCAAAGAAUAUUUUUUGAUGUACUACAAAUGAUGUCUGAGGAUUGGCAAGUUCAUACUUCGAAUUGUUAUAACUCACGCAUAAUGACGGAUAUGGCUAAUGUUGCACGUCGCACCUCGAGAUGGAUUGUUGGCAUGCAAAUCGGCUCCGCAACUUUCUACAGUGUCGGCGUACUCGCCGCUAAUGCAAAUAGUCCCGAGAAAUUAGAGCCAUAUGCGCGAGAACUUAUUCUGAAAAUGGAGUUCCCAUUCAAUAUUAGUACAGAUUUUAUUUACGCAACUGUUCAAACGGUUCAAUUUUAUCAUCUAUUUUUAGUCGCCUGCGGUAUUACGAUUAUUAACUCACUUCUCGUCACUUUGUCGCUUGACACACCCAAUGCUGCAGCUAUUUUGGUAAAAUCUGUAUUAUUCUACAUCUCGAUGAACGUUGAGGCAUUUAUAUAUUGCUUCUGCGGUGAACAUCUAAGCGCUAAGAGCAAAAUGAUUGGAAGUGCGGCGUAUGAUUCUCUCUGGUACGAUUUUUCAGCUAAAGAAAGUCAAACUGUACUGUUUCUUAUUCUGAGAUCACAAAAAAGAUUAACAAUCACUAGUGGAAAAAUCAUCGACCUUUCUUUAGAACGAUUCACCAGUCGACAUAAGGCUAUGAUUUUCUUGAAAGCUCCGCCUCUCCAGAUUUUUCUGCGAGCAAAAUUGUCUGGUGGCACACGUACCCUGAUUCUCGGUUCGUUUUCUGUUGUUUACGGAAAAUAUAGAGAUGAGUACGAUCAGUCGCGCGGUAAAGAUCUGUCUUCACGCCUACGAAUAUUCUCUGACAUAUUGCAAAUGAUGGCCAUGGAUUGGAAGAAUUGCGUUUUAACUGAUUGCAGUUUGCGCAUCACGAUCAACAAAGCCAAACUCUCACACCGCAUCUCAAAUUGGAUUAUCGGUCUUCAACUGGUUGCCGUAACUUUGUACAGUUGCGGCGUGCUUGCUGCUAACAUUGGUAAUGUUCAAAGAAUGAAUGUGUCCGCGCGGGAACACAUCUUGAAGUUGAAGCUGCCAUUCCAGAUUGAUACGUUUCCUAUUUACGUGUGCGUUACAAUCCUCGAAUUUUUUCAUAUAAUAACUUGCGGCUGUGGAAUUUCCACAGUAAAUUCGCUCAUCAUCACUUUGUCAAUUGGUACACCUGGCGGAGCAGCAAUUUUGGUGAAGUCAAUACUUUAUUACAUUAUGAUGAAUCUCGAGGCAUUUAUAUAUUGUUUCGCCGGUGAAUAUUUGAAUGCCAAGAGUAAACUGAUUGGAGAUGCGGCUUACAAUUCUCUUUGGUACGAUAUCACAAUCGAAAAAAAACGAAUGAUAUUGUUCAUGAUUUUAAGAUCACAAAAACGAUUGACCAUCACAAUUGGAAAAAUUAUGGAUCUCUCUUUAGAACGAUUUGCUAGUAUUGUGAAGGUAUCGGCAUCAUAUAUUUCCGUCCUAUUAGCGAUGAACUAA